Molecule: messenger RNA, 1089 nt
Organism: Exophiala spinifera
Lineage: Eukaryota; Fungi; Ascomycota; Eurotiomycetes; Chaetothyriales; Herpotrichiellaceae
Exons: 1
Coding region: 1-1089 (362 amino acids)
Biological process (GO): DNA repair; DNA damage checkpoint signaling
Cellular component (GO): checkpoint clamp complex
Source: RefSeq, a predicted model, not a curated record
AUGGCUAGCCCUCCCUUAUUCACCGCAGUUUCCACCUCUGCAAGGCAAUUACACCUUCUCCUCCGAUGUAUAUCAUUCUCCCCACGAGCAGAAGUCCAAAUAACGCAUUCUGGCAUAAGAUUCUCUGUCGAAGAAGCUCGGGUAGUUCAAGGCCUCACAUUUCUUGACAAGGCACUGUUCUCUUCCUACAAUUUGAAUCUGACCGACGAAGACCAGUUGUUGCCACCGUUUUCCAUCUCAAUCGUCGCCUUGCUCGAAACACUUCAGAUAUUCGGCAUAGCUGAAUCCACAUCUUCUGCUCGAAAUCCAUAUGGUGGAUUUUCCUCAUCAUAUGGUAAUGCUUUCAACGCUCCUGCUCUGGCAGUAGGAGGAACAUGCCGAAUCUCAUACCAGGAAGUUGGCGCGCCGCUCACCAUCACCAUCCAAGAGGGUUCUGUAAUGACAACGUGUGAGAUGAACACGUACGAAGCUCACGAGGGUUACGAGGACGAUGGUGGAAUCCCACUUGAUCGAGAGUCCCUGCGCUUGAGAGCCAUCAUGCGAAGCACUUGGUUGCACGAUGCUAUAACUGAGCUUGCAGGGACGAAUCCGACGACCCUGGUCCUUAAUGCUUGCACUAAUUCACCUCCCUUCUUUGCCCUGGCCGGUGAAGGAGGUCCUUUCGGGGACAGCACUGUAGACUUUAUGCCGGAGGCCAAGAACGAGCCGACGCCGAGCGGUGCCAGAGGCAAGAAGCAGCCUCUUGUGAUGGAAACAUUUUCUGUGGGAACCCCUACCAGGCCGAUCAGAAUAAGGCAGAGAUACAAAUUUGAUAUGAUCAAGAGAGCCGGAAGGGCCAUGGCUCUGGCGAGUCGAGUCAGCAUCCGACAGGACCGACAAGGAGUACUCAGCCUGCAAUUCAUGAUUGAUCUUGGCGAUGGAGCGAACUCGGGUCCGAAGCGAGACGAAGGAAAUGGCGGCAUCGAUGUGCCACCGUCUCCUGGAAGUGUUGCUUUCGUCGACUUCAGGUUUGUUCCACUGAUUGGCGAUGAGGAUGAUAGUCGCAGUGGGACGGAAACAGAGAGCGAGGAAGACGACCCGCCUGGAUAG